AUGGAGAAAAACCACAAGAAAAGCAUGAGGCAACACUGUGCGCUCAAACAUGGAAUACUUAAAGAGUUCCUGGCUGAAUUCUUGGGGACGUUUGUUUUGGUUGUAAGUAAAACUCUAUUUUUUAUAUGAAUGAAAUCUUGAUAAUCUUGUAAGACUUACUGGUUAAAAUGAGUUUUUAUUUUUUCUCUGCUUUUAUGGUGUUACGUUUUCAAAGAUACUGCAGCAGUUUGAAUUUGUUGUUUUCUCUGUUUGUCAGCUGUUUGGCUGUGGCUCGGUCGCUCAGACCGUCCUCAGUCGAAACACUCUGGGGGAGCCCCUCACCAUCCAUAUUGGCUUCUCUGUGGGACUCAUGAUGGCGGCAUAUGUGGCUGGUGGAGUGUCAGGUAAAUGUUCACGCUGGGCUUGUUGAAGCUUCUUCAUUUAAUUGUUUAUUUCCACUCAGCCUUAAACAGCUUCACAUGAGGUACCACAACACACUAGCAGCUAUUUACUUUAUUCUUUGGAUUUAUGCCUGGAAAACUAACUCACGGCUUUCGGUGGAUAUGGCGUUUUGUCAAAACCGAUAAAAAUAUUCAAAAUAGUGAGAUCAGUUUGUUCGCUUUUUCCGCCUCACUGCCGUGUUUAAUCUUCUGUGAAAUCCAGCCCAGCAGACUCUUCAUAUUAAAGUAAUUCAUAGUUGAAACAAAUAACUAGCAGCAGAGCACAUACACAUCCUGACACGGAUGGUUUGUUUGUGUUACAGUAAAAUGUGACUCACAGAGCUUGUUAUAAUUGAACUUUAUGACUUCCCCGCUCAGCCAUGUGCCACCUCCACAGCUCCAGACUCAGCAGGAACGUGCCAGCUCUCUGUCCACAUCCAAUGAGUGUAUACUGAGCAUUGAUUUGUUAGCGUUAGUGCUCAGCCUCUGUGGGGUCAUACAUAACCGCAGGCGCUAAAUGUCCUGCAAACUGCAUUGAUCACCAGCUGCACUCCUGUCGCUGACAGAGACCAGACUGAGUCCAAACAGAGCUGCAGCUUCUCUCAGUUAGACUUCAUAAUCAGCUGGAAUCACUGACUGAUUUCUAACGUGUUUGUACAAAUUCAAAACGGGCUGGAUGUGAGCACAGCUGGAUGAAAAAGGAACAGAAUAAUAGUCCUUUUGUUUUUGGUUGAAUUUCUAAUACGUUGCCAUUAUUCUGCCUCUUUCUUUUGGUGAAAAUACAUAACAAAACCCAGCACCGCCCCAGGAGCUGCUCCCCUUCUGCUGCCCCUCGUAAAUGUGACACCCUCACUAAUGAUGGAGAGGAUAUCAUGCCAGACACCCCCACCCACUGCACCCCACUCUCACUCCUCCUGCUUUGUCCUCUGUUCCCAGGGGGCCAUGUGAACCCUGCUGUGUCGCUGGCCAUGGUGAUUCUCGGAAAACUGAAGAUCUGGAAGUUCCCCUUCUACGUCAUCGCUCAGUUUCUUGGAGCUUUUGCAGGAGCUGCUGCAGUCUUUGGAUUAUAUUAUGGUGUAUAAACCUGGACUCUUUGACCUAAGACAUGCAUUUUUAUUUAACUUUAUAUAAAAUCAUGAAUGCACACUCAAUUAUACAGCCUACAUGCCAUCUGUUGUGAUCCAUCUUUUUAAGUUUUUACACGAAGAGUUAUAAAACAGAACUAAAAACAAAAAGAAAAGAAUAAAAAAAGAAACGGAUCAUGGGGUUUCUGUUUCCUGGUCUGUCCAUUUUUAAUCAGAACAGCUCAAACACCAGUAUUCAUACUACUUUGAGAGUCAUAGUUGAGCUGUAGGAGUUGAAAUACUUCAGUUCAUGUCCCUCAGAUUUAAAAAGAUCCUCUCACACUCUUUCUACUUGUCCUCCUCACAGAUGCUUUCAUGGACUUCACCAGCGGGAUUCUGUCUGUGACGGGAAUCAAUGCAACAGGUCACAUUUUUGCAUCUUACCCAGCAAGACACCUGUCAAUCAUUGGCGGCUUCAUCGAUCAGGUGAGCCCUGUUCGCUGUGACCCAAUGACCCCUCUUUCUAUUGUUCACCUCCGCUCCCAUUCAGGCCCUAAAUUCUCUAAAGUUGGGCAGUUGUAGCUAAUGCAGAAUUGAUUGCCCCGUUUAGUCGGAGAACACCCCCUCUUUUGUUUCAUUUGGGUCUGAUGACCCAUUUCCUGCCAUUCUAUGGGAGGUCAAAUCUAUAGUUAACACCACUUUCUCUCUUUUUAGUGGGUGCGUUGAUGCAAAAACAACAUGUCUACUAGCCUUAAACUGUUGAAAACUCUAUCUGGUCGAACAGUGAGAAAUGUGUGAUUGUGCUUGUCUUAAAAUAUCCUCAAAAGUCAGCGCACCAGUGGGGCUGCACAGGCCUGUAAAGCUUUUUUCUGUAUGUUCAGAAAAUACAGUUGAAAUUAUAUGAAGACUGCUAUCUAUGAUAAUGUUGAAAGAGUGAUUCCACACAUCCUACAAAAUCAAACAAGACCAACAGAGUCAGGAUAAGAAUAAUGAGUAGACAGUAACUCUUAUUUAACCAAUGCUGCAGGAUGGUGUUCAACUCAGUUACAGCCUUUGUGUUUAUUUUUUCAAGCAAAGAUUCAUAGCGAGUGUCAUGGCUGACUGUAAAGGACAACAGGUUGAUCUUUUUUGCUCAAAAACACAGUUUUAACACGUGUUUGACAAGAUAAUCAAAGACAUGACAUAUCAGUGUUUUCGCUACAGUGCCAGAAUAGAAGCCAAACUAAAGUUUCUCUCACAAGCUUGAAAGGUUGAGUGUUACUGUAGUUUUUGACUGUGACACAUCGAUAGGUGGGAUUUAUCAAAAGACAGGCAGUUUUAAGAAAUCAUGUCGAAGGAUAAUUGAAAAAAAAAAGCAUAAAAUGUAAAACUGUUUCACCAUUUUGAAGAUAUUUUUCAUAUUUUUUCUCUUCGCUGCAGGACAGAAAGGUUCAGAGGAUCUUUUGUACCAACAGCCGUCAGACUUUACAACUCUUUUAUAAAUGGUAGAUGACUUUUGAGACACGACAAAUGAGAUGACAGAUGAUUGAAUUUCCCUUCGGGGAUCAAUAAAGUUAUUCUUAUUCUUAUUAAAAACAUUACUGUACUGUUGUUUUAUGAUACUGAAAGAUUUAGUGGACAGUUAAAAAUGGCAAAGCAAUAAAAUCUUUGCUGCACAUAAUUUGUAGGGAGGAAAUUUGGAGAUAGAAAAAAUAUGAGUAAAUAAAAAAGAAAUGCGCCUGGAACUGGUGAAAGGAACUAUUUACAAAAGACACAGAGUAUUGCACAUUGAAAAAACAGUGUUCUUCAGUUUGAUAUCAGUUUAUACAGGUUAUUAAUGAAGUUAUUUAUCAUAUUGUUGACUUGUUCACAGUCAGAUUACACUGGCCAGAUAAAACAUAUACAAUGGAGAAGUUUACAGCUUUUGAGUGAAAAAUAAGUUCAGGCCAGACAUAAUGUGACGCUCAGAGAGAGAAGUUUUUAGCCUCAAAUUGGCACUUAUCCUGUCAGAUGGAUGUAAAGAUAUACCUCUCCAUAAGGCAAGUUAAUCAGAGUUAAAAAAUAAAUUAAUAAAUAAUCCACUUCACUACAUGAUAGAAAAUAAAUUUUAAUUUCAUAAGACAGUUUCUAAAAUUUGAGGUUGGUGCCGUGUUGAUCGUGUCCCUCAGCUCUGCAGUUAAUCAACCAGAUCAUGUCUGAACUCCUACAGGUGGUGGGGACGGGCAUGCUGGUCCUGUGUAUCCUGGCGAUCAUUGAUGGAGGGAACAUCGGAGCUCCUAAAGGCGUGGAGCCGCUGGCGAUCGGUCUGAUCAUCAUGGCCAUUGGUGUGUCCAUGGGACUGAACUGUGGAUAUCCGCUGAACCCCGCCAGAGACCUGGGACCUAGACUGUUUACAGCUGUGGCAGGAUGGGGGUUGGAGGUGUUCAGGUAAGUGAAUGAUACAGAAAAGCACGCCAGGGUUUGUUUCCUAUGUUUUUUUAAUAGACCUCCAUGUUGAUAUGAAGUACUUUUACACCACAUGUAACAUUUACAGUCAGGCAAAGAGCACAAUUUAUACAGUACACAUUAAUUUUAAUCAAUGAUGCUCUUCUACGUCUCAAAAGUGACAUGACUCAAAACAUUUCGGUGUUCAGUGUCUUAUGGCAGCAUGAACUCUUCAACUGAGCGGCCAACAACCAGCUCUACUACUGAGCCACUGCCGUCCAAAUCUGUGGAUUAGAUCUGAGUGGUUUUACUUUAUAUCCUCAGUAAUAGCUUUAGUCAUAAAUUCAACAUUAUAUAAAAUGAACUAACCUUCCUGGAGUUUUUACCAAAUUAAAGCUCCUGUGAGGAACUUUCGGUUUGUGUCAAUUCGCCCUCCCACACACUUACACAGACCACGAACCAAGUAGAAUUUGCUUAUCUUGUCUUUUAUACUCAAGGUAGUGUCCUCUGAUGAAAAAAAUCGCAUAAUUGUGACUUGAUGAAUAUAUUUCAUGUGAAAAUUUUAACAGAACUGUUUCUCCAGCUGUUUGGUUGACUCUCACAUGGAUUUUACACAUUGAAAAUUACACCGUAAAUAUCAUCAGUCUUGUUUCUGAUGUUCUUGUUUGCUUGAUUAUACAAAGGCAUCAGUAUGAAUUACAGUCUUUUUUAUUGAUGCCAAAAAUCUCAUCACAGGAGCUUUAACUUAGUCACAUUAAUAGCAGAGAUAGAGAGGUUGACCAGCAGCCGAUUACUCAGGCCUAUGAAUGGCUUUACCCUGUGUGUUUGUCUAGUUCAUGGAUUGAUCUGAAAUCCGUCUAAAUACUGAAUAAGAAAGUCAUGUUUAUUGGAUUUUUAUGUGAUUGUUAGAUUAGAUUGUUCUACAUAAAAUUAAACUGCUGUCCAGAAAGGUUAUUUACUCUCAGGUUGGACAUCAAAACACGAUGGUUUAAGGGUUGGAACUACUGGCCUAAUUUUUUCAAUCCUACCAGCAUUUUAGAAAUGCUCAGAGGGAUUAGGGACAUUUAAAAAUAAACGUGAGAUCUUGAUGCAAUGAGUUUAUUUCAGUGUUAAUGCCACAGCUCAGUGCAACCAGUUUAUAUGUACAUUUCCCGUUUAUACACACAUUCACAAACAGACACUACAAAUUCAUACAUGUGUGCUGCAUUAAUUUCUGCUUAAUGGUCAGAUCUACCAAGCUAGAUCCCUUUAUCAAAGUUAUUCAUCGAGUUCUCUAUCAGACCUGAGCUGCCAGUGAAGCGUGCCGUUAUAUAAUGUCACAUGCAGCCAACAGAUGCAGUCGAUGUUAGUGACUGAUCCUCUGAUGGUGCCGCUGAACUCCAGUGGCCUCAGUGACAGCCCCAUGUGUCGCUGAUGGAGAUACUUUUGACUCUUUCCUCUCAUGUGUUUUCAGCACCGGAGACUACUGGUGGUGGAUCCCUGUGGCGGGGCCCAUGGUGGGCGGCGUGCUGGCAGCCGUCAUCUACUACCUGCUCAUCGAACUGCACCACAAUCGCCACCAACCCCACGCCGAGCCUGAGAAGCCCCAUGUGGAGGAAGAGGAGGAGGAGGAGGAGGAAGAAGAGGAUGAUGACGACAGCAGUCUGAAGGAUAAAUAUGAGAUGAUCACCAUGAGUUAA
Xyrichtys novacula (pearly razorfish) is the source of this 5565-nucleotide messenger RNA. The record is from the annotation of a GenBank genome assembly. Lineage: Eukaryota; Metazoa; Chordata; Actinopteri; Labriformes; Labridae.